Molecule: messenger RNA, 1294 nt
Organism: Sycon ciliatum
Lineage: Eukaryota; Metazoa; Porifera; Calcarea; Leucosolenida; Sycettidae
Product: probable E3 SUMO-protein ligase RNF212
Exons: 1
Coding region: 338-1258 (306 amino acids)
Biological process (GO): protein sumoylation; reciprocal meiotic recombination; homologous chromosome pairing at meiosis
Cellular component (GO): synaptonemal complex
Molecular function (GO): SUMO transferase activity
Source: RefSeq, a predicted model, not a curated record
ACGGCGAUUUCUCUCCGCGACCGGUCGACCACAAUUUCAAGCAACGCAAAAAUGAUUACAAAACCUAUUAGAGAUCUGUAACCAGUUAGCUCUUACCUCAAGUGAUCAGGCAUUCUCAAUAGCCGCUUCACGCUUUGGCAGAAAAGACUCCCUUCUUGCGGGGUACUGAGCGAAGACGGAAAUUCAAACAAUCACUGAGCUGCGGAGGCACGGUCGAACACUACGAGGAAUACAUCGUUCUUGCCGCAUCGCUUGGCAGCAGCACUACUUUGUAAUGAGCCUCCGCUUUAUUACCGGUAGCUGACAGGUCUGACCUCCGAGGCAAGAUUCGGUGGUGAUGGCGGAUUGGGUGCAUUGCAAUACUUGCUUCAGGCAGCCGAAAUCAAGCUUAGCGUUCAGCCUUACAAACUGUGGACAUCUGUUCUGCUCAGAAUGUCUCUCAGCAAUGAAAGGAAAAUGUAAGAUGUGCGGAAGUUCCUUCAUGGCUAUUCCGAUCACAUCUCAAAUGAAGCCGGAUGUGCAGAUUUUUUUCACCGAUCCGGCUGAACUGGAGAGGAAGCACAACAAAACCUUGCUGCAGGUCAUUGAUUUCCAAAAGACCCACAGGCAGAGGUUUAUUGCUCACCUUCAGAAACAGCAACAAGCACCUGGGAUGAGCGCUCUCCAGAAUCAAUUCAAACAGCUGAAAACGGAAGCAGAGAAGCGAAUCACAAGCCUGAUGCAGGAGAAUGCUCAGCUGAAGCAGAUGCUGGAGGGCAGAAUGGGUGGAAGUGCAAAUCUUCCCAUGACACCGCACACUCCCAAAUCGCCACACUAUCGCCUAUCAUCCAGAACACCAUCCCCUCACAGUGCAGCUAGCACUGUUUCAACACAACGCAGCAUGAAUCCAGGUAUGAAGACGCCGGGUGGACCACCAAGGCUUUCUGUCAGAACUCCCCCAUCAAAUGGACGCAUAGGACCAGUUGCUGGAAGAACAAUGGGCGGUGAGCCCGGGAGAACACCAUCUGUUAUUUCAAACUUGACAACGGGCAAAACACCGGACAUCCAGAAGGCCAUACCAAUGGACUUGACGUCUCCAACAUCCGGACGUGCUCAUCCUGCACCAGCAGGCGCUACAAGUCGCAGAGAAGGAGCUGGCAAUCGUUCAACGUCGCCAGCGCGGUGGGAUCCUGAUGGCCGCCAGAUCCAUUUACACUAUCAGCCCAAGUCAGCAGUCUGGCAGAAAAAAGCAGGUGUGUACACAUCACCAAAGUCAUGACGUUUACUCAUAUUUACAUUUAUUUUAUCGUUGUCU